Vespula pensylvanica (western yellowjacket) is the source of this 4231-nucleotide messenger RNA. Its product is annotated as probable tubulin polyglutamylase TTLL2. Gene Ontology annotation, molecular function: tubulin binding; tubulin-glutamic acid ligase activity. The coding region runs from base 2685 to 4064 and encodes 459 amino acids. Lineage: Eukaryota; Metazoa; Arthropoda; Insecta; Hymenoptera; Vespidae. The transcript is spliced from 7 exons. Gene Ontology annotation, cellular component: cilium. The record is from RefSeq and is a predicted model, not a curated record. Gene Ontology annotation, biological process: protein polyglutamylation; microtubule cytoskeleton organization.
AAUACCAUUCACGAUCGCAAGCCGAUAAAACUGAACUUUCUUCCUUCGGUCGUUAAACUCGAGAGAGUAAUUUUCAACGAACCCGAAAAGAAACUAACUACAUACUUUUAUCGAUUCGACGUUGUGCAAAAUCGAACGUUCAACGUAAUUCGACAUGAAAGCAACUUCAAAGCAAAAGGGAAAGGCAAAGUUAAAGCAAGUCGUUUCUUUUUAUUACUGACCGUUUUUAAUAACGAUGACGUCAAAAUUGUGUUCAAAUAAUUUCCAUACCUUUGACAAACUCGUCUUUAAAAAGUCAACAUCGACACCUCGAGGAACCUUCAAAGUAUAAAAACGUAGAAAAGUUCAAAGUCUCAAAGCUGUGAUCGAGUUGCGUGUACCUAAUGAGCUUUCUCGUAAAUUGAUACUUUUCGGAAUUCCUAACUAAGAAAGGCGAGCGAGUUUGCGCGAGCUUACGCCUUUCUUUUACGUAAAACGCGGUCGCUCUUACUUCCGGUGUCCUUCGCAAGCUCGCGCGGAAGCAGGACGGAUUAACCUGCGCACCUGCGAGGAACCUCAGAGCGAUCGCGAAAGCUCGUAAACGCGCCAGUUAGAAUCUAGAUUUCGUCUAGAAUACAUCUCGCCUUUUUCGACGAGCUUUUCCUACUUUUCGAUUAAGGACUCCAUUCUCCAUGAUCUUGAACGAGAAAAGAAAAGAAAAAAAAUGAAGACACUGAUGAUUUUAAUGAUAGAGAGGACGAUCGUCUCGGCUACAGCGUGAUCGAUCGCAAGAUAAAUAAGUGAGUAGCGAAUCUCUACCUUCGCGGGCUUUUCAUUUUGAAUUUGACGCAGGCGCAGCGUAGAAGAGCUCAAAGCACCUUUCGUUUGACUUUUUAAUACAACACGAAUAUCUUUUCGUAAUCAUUCGCUUCUAGAAAAACGUCGAUCAUCUUAUAUCGUUCGUGAUAUCAAUUUACAAGGAUCUCAGAUUAUUUUUAUCCUUUGAGAAUAGCGUGAAGCUAGCGAUCACCUAUUUCUGGCACAAACUUUCUCAUUGAUUUUUCACAAUAAGAACUUACGUAUACGUCACCUCGAAGUGUUACAAGGUGUGAACUCUGAUUCCUCCUUAAAUAUGGCAAUUAUUUCAGAGUUUCUUGCACGUCUUACCGUCCUCUUGGCAAUCCUAUGAAAUAUAUCAUGCUCCGGCAUGGCAGUAAAAUGCUUGGAAGGACCUUUCGUAUUCAGACUCAACGAGAACGGCGCAGGACCUCAUCUACUCGUACAGGUAUCGUAGAAAAUCGUAGAAACGAUUCUAACAGAUAUAAACAGGAUAGAACAAAAGUCGUCGAAUAUUCAAAGUCGAAAAGUACAUUUAAAAUAGAUUAGUCGAUCUGUCGUCAAACUUUUAAAUUUCUUUGGUUUUAAUUUGGCCCGGUUACAAAGUUAGCAUUGCUUGUUAACCUUGAACCAAAUAUUUUCGAAGCUACGAUACAGAUGCCAUAUCUGCAUAGGCGAACAGACGCAAUGAGUUUCCGCUGCGUGUACGAUCAUAGCUUCUAAAGCCUAUGAUUAACUACAUGCGACAUGCAAGGAUAAGGGAAGAGGAAAUAAUUAUUAAUUGUUUCUGAAACGACACGUCGAACUCAAUUAUUUAAAGAGUAUCUCUCAUCGUGCGAGUCUUUCGAUUUGUCUUUCGAUAUCGUUCAAUGUCACGACAAUUCGUGACUGCGUAAAACGUUCAAAGCGAAUACUUUUUCUCCGUCUCGCGAAGCAUUUAAAUGUCGAAAGGAAAGGAAAAAAAAGAAACAGAAAGAAAGAAAGAAAGAAGAAGAAGAAGAAGAAGAAGAGACGAACUUGAAAAGCUCGUACCGGAGAUAGCUCGUGACGAGGUACAUUUAUUAGACAAAUUGCUUGGGGCGGCUUUGAUCGUUAAAUGCACCUGGCACAGAACGUAGGAAAGAGAGAAAAAAGAAAAUAGAAAAAUGGGUUAAAUGAAAAGUGAGUCGGACGUUGCGUGGUCGUAAUUUGCGGUUGACCGAAGAGGGAUUGUUUACCCCUUAUUUGUUUGAGAUCGCUUUCGCUACGCUCGGAGAAAUAACGAGCAGGUAGAAAGUGCAAUGCACGACUCUAAUUUUCGAUUAUCGUCGUCCUUGACUGGCUUUCGAUAUUGCAGCAGGCUAUUCCUAAUGCUUUAAUAACACGACAAUAAAUCAAGGGCAAUCCUAUUUUAGUGUUCGAGAGAGUUGGUAAAUCGUUGAGCGCGUAACGCGAUGAACGAACUUCCGAUGUGAAUGCUUUCGUGCGAAGACCUUCGCGUAUUCGGAAUAUCCAGAAUUCUCUAUCCGUCUGUGAAUGGUUUAAAUGGAUGAUUUAUGAAACCUUAUUUAUAUAUUACGUCUCCAUCGAGAUAAUUGAAAAUAAACGUCAAUUUGAAACGAUUUCGAACGAUUUAUUGACGGUUUUAAACGCUUCAAGAAAUUACCCACGUUUCCCGUAGGUUUGCACGGAACGAGGAUGGAGGGAAUACGCGGGAGAAAAUAAUGUAUUCAAAGAUCGAUGGAAUUUAUGGUGGCGAUCCGGUGGUUUCCCUCUUACCCAAUUCAAACCAUUAUUUCCUUGGCAGUUCGUUAAUCGAAUACCAAAGGGAAACUCGAUCUGUAGAAAGGACAAUCUCGUGCGUCAUUUAAAAUGCAUGAAAAAGGGCCAUGGCUCGAUUUACGAUUUCAGGAUAUAAUUUACCUUCGGAAUAUACGAAACUCGCGGAAGAUUGUAGUCGUUACGAGAAGGAUGAUAGAGUGUGGAUUUGCAAGCCGGUUAGCCAAAGCCAAGGAAGAGGAAUAUUUCUUUUCCGUAAAUUAAGCGAUCUCUCGUACAACAAUUCCGCUGUUGUACAAAGGUACAUAGAAAAUCCUCUUCUCAUCGGUGGCUACAAGUUUGACUUACGUCUUUACGUUUGCGUACCUUCUUAUCGUCCUUUGACGAUAUAUCUUUACAAAGAAGGAAUAGCUCGAUUUGCCACCGAGAAAUUUUCCUUGGAACGGUUGGACGAUCCUUUCCGUCAUUUAACGAACUUCUCCUUGAACAAACUAGGUCCAGGAUAUUCGGAAAAAAAAGAACGCAUUGGUGCUGGUAAGCUCGUUAAAGAUAUAUACAUAUAUUCUUCUUUUUCCUUUAAACGACUACGCAACCCUUUCUUUCAUUUUUCUUUCCAAGGUUGCAAGUGGACUUUGAGACAACUCAGACGAUACUUCGAGCAGGCUGGAUACUUCGACUGGUUUCUCUGGCAAAGAAUAGCCUGUCUCGUGAGUUUAACGAUUAUAAGUCAAGCAGCUGGUAUACCAAGCUCAUCUAAUUGUUUCGAAUUCUUCGGCUUCGACGUGCUAAUCGAUGAAAAUUUAAAACCAUGGUUAUUGGAGGUAAACCUUAGUCCAGCUCUAAGCAACGAAUGUGAGAUCGAUUCGGAAGUGAAGAAACCAUUAUUACACGAUUUGUUCGAUCUGUUAGGCCUUCCAGUCUGUAACACUGGACUAUCAUUGUUUAAGAUCUGGUCUUACGAUCGAGUAAACGAAGAAAACUCGUCUUCCAAAAUUUGUGCGAAUCGUUCUACGAAGAAAAAGUCCAAAUUUAAUCGAAACGGUGGCACCAUCAUGAAUCUAUAUAGUGAAACACGUUCUGCCUUUAGGAAAUCUUCAGAAAUGUGUCCGACUUCUUGGUCUCGUUAUAAUCCUUUAUUGAUGGACAAAUGCAUUCGACGUGACUUCAAAGGCAAUAACAUCAAUAAUCAUUCAACUUCGGCAUGGGAUAACGGUAGAGAUUGGAGCGCUCCUUGCGUUCGAGAAGGCGGUUGGGUUCGCAUUUGUCCAUUAACAAGAUUGAAACAUUCCAAAAAUGCUGAAUUUUCACAGGCAGAUGCAUCGCGUUCCAUUGAAAGAGAAAUCAAAGACACGAUUCUUUGUAUAAACAAGUACUUAAAAGCUGCCAAAGAUAUUCAACGAGGAAACGAAAAACAAAAAGACGACCAAUAUAAUGCUCUUCUGCAAGCUUCGCUUAAUUUAAAUGCAGAAGUCUGGCUGCCAGAAAAGUAGAACAUAGAUAUUUAUCUUUAUACUUGGUAAGAAAUGUAUAUUUUAUGUUGCAAACGGACAACACAUUGCUCCAAAGUUAAACGCAGUUAACUGCUUUUGUCGAUUGAAAUCUUCUCUUGCAUAUGUGUUCAUUAAACUUAUAAAAUAUUAAGGAUACUUUAAUUUUG